Messenger RNA from Oryzias latipes (Japanese medaka), 2071 nucleotides. It is a transcript of the gene gid4, whose product is annotated as GID complex subunit 4 homolog. Gene Ontology annotation, biological process: proteasome-mediated ubiquitin-dependent protein catabolic process; negative regulation of gluconeogenesis; protein targeting to vacuole. NCBI's taxonomy places the organism in Eukaryota, Metazoa, Chordata, Actinopteri, Beloniformes, Adrianichthyidae. Gene Ontology annotation, cellular component: GID complex. The record is from RefSeq and is a predicted model, not a curated record.
GAAAGCUGAAACUUCCUCGAAUGAGGCCUCAAACUGAGUGAGACCUCGUCACACGUCUGCCCAUGGACAGGCUCGUACAUUUAAGCAAAGUUUUUUGGCCUCUGCGAUUUUAUUUUUGUAUUUGCCGAUAACCCCCUCUUAUGUCCACGGUUGUCGUUUCCCUGGAAGGGACGCGCUCAUUGGCAACGCUCGUAAACGGGCCGUGAUUUUCAGUGAUAUAGGGGUUCGUCAUGCCCGUCCGAGCAGAGUGCUGCUGCACAGCCGGCUCGGCCUGCCCAUCCCCGGCCUGUCUUCACCCUCCCGCGCCGGUCAACACGCACCAGCCGGGGGUGGCCACUUCGCUGCUGUACAGCGGCUCGCAGUUUCGGGGCUACCAGAGAAGCAAAGGCAACUCCUACGACGUGGAGGUUGUUUUACAGCAUGUGACUAUAGAGAACUCCUAUUUGUGUGGAUACCUGAAGAUCAAAGGCCUAACUGAGGAGUAUCCCACUCUUACGACGUUCUUUGUCGGCGAAAUUAUCAGCUGCAAGAGGCUGUUUUUAACCAGGAAGUGGGAUGCAGAUGAGGAUGUGGACAGAAAACACUGGGGAAAGUUUCAGGCUUUUUACAAAUAUGCAAAGACCUUCAACUCCGAUGACUUUGACUACACAGCGUUGGAAAAUGGUGACUAUAUUUUCAUGAGAUGGAAGGAGCAGUUUCUAGUUCCUGACCACACGAUCAAAGACAUCAGCGGUGCUUCCUUUGCGGGCUUCUACUACAUUUGCUUCCAGAAGUCCACAGCCACCAUUGAGGGCUACUAUUACCACAGAAGCUCAGAGUGGUACCAAUCUCUUAGUUUAAACCACAUCGGAGAGCGCAGUAUGUCUAUUUAUGAAUUCCGAUGACGCACAGAAAGGACGGUUCACGCUGCUCUGAGCUUCGGCGGGACAGAAUGGAUGGAGAGCUCCUGAAAUGUGUUAACACUGGAGGUGAUCAAGUUCUCAGAAAUGCUUGAGGUGGACUGUAAGAACGAACGCAGAGAUGGAAAAACACAAAAGACGAGGAGAAGAAAAGAAAAAGUUCAGGGGGAAGAGUACAAUUCUGCUGCAAAGCUGCUUGAAUUUUAAUUUGUACUUUAGUCCGCCUGUGUUCAAACAUUUUGCUGUCAUGGCCUCUUUUCUUAAGCAGUUUUAUUAUUUAUUUUUGUCCCGGUGCAUGCUUUGAUGAACAAAAGUCAAGAAAAAGGCUUCAGUUAAACAAACAAAUAUGUUUUAUGGCUCCAACAAAUUCUGAACAGAAAUCCAGCUUUUGUAAGAUACGAUAGAUGGAUUGUGGGACGGGAGAUCUGUAUGUGGGGAAGGUUAUGUUACAGCUGUUAGGCUCAACAAAUCAGGUUAAAAAAAAUCAACUUGAUCCAAAAAAAACUAAGAGUAUUGUUGUUGUGAUUUAAAGUGGGGAAAAAAUUUGUUCCAGGUUUACAUUUAGAGCUGUGCAAAAAUAAUUUUGGCUCUGUAAAGAUGAGGAAACUUAAAAAAAGCUAAUUUCUUUUAGUAAUUAUGUAUAAUUCUUUGGGGCAAAAAGGGUAGGAAUCUAAUUUGACGUAAUCGUGGAGAACCAGUUGCCUUACACUUUUUUAAUGUUUGUAAACACUUUUUUUUUUUUUUAAAGACUGAUGAGGCUGGAUUUGAUUUGCUGUCACGAUUCUUUUGUAUAUCUGAGAUGGAUUUUUGCACGAAUGCUGUUUCCUCAGCUGAGCCAAAGUGGUCCUGAACGGCUCUGAUGUAAAACAAACGCACCUUCAGUUUUGGUUUCACUCGCAGACUUCCAGCCGACCAGCCGCACAUCCUCAGUUUCUAUGUCAAAUAUAACGGCACUUUAAUUUUUUUUAAAGCCAAAGAAAAGGGGAUUGUAUUUAUUAAACUCCCAAAUGGUUUUUCUUUUAUCAAUCAUGUAACAAAAAAAGAGGAAAAUGUGCAAUGAAAGGAGAAAAUGUUUAAGAGUAUGAUUUAUGUAUUUGAGUCAUUUUAAUUUAAAGUGUAUUAUAAUUCUGCAAUGAAAAAAUGUGGAAGGACAAUAAAAAAAGUAUUUUAUA